Molecule: messenger RNA, 909 nt
Organism: Nannizzia gypsea CBS 118893
Lineage: Eukaryota; Fungi; Ascomycota; Eurotiomycetes; Onygenales; Arthrodermataceae
Product: mitochondrial 2-oxodicarboxylate carrier 1
Exons: 5
Coding region: 1-909 (302 amino acids)
Biological process (GO): transmembrane transport
Source: RefSeq, a predicted model, not a curated record
AUGUCGCAGGAUAAGGCCCCAUUGCCGUUCGCCUACCAGUUCGCCGCUGGUGCGGUUGCCGGUGUCUCUGAGAUUCUCGUCAUGUAUCCGCUGGAUGUCGUCAAGACCAGAGUCCAACUUCAGACCGGCGCUGCUAAAGGCGCAGAGGGAUACAAUGGCAUGUUUGACUGCUUCAGCAAGAUUGUACGGAAUGAAGGGUUCUCCCGCCUUUACCGCGGCAUUAACGCCCCUAUCCUGAUGGAAGCACCCAAGCGAGCCACCAAGUUCGCCGCCAACGACAGCUGGGGUGCCUUCUACCGCAAUCUCUUCGGUAUGGAAAAGGUUAACCAGCCUCUCGCUAUUCUCACCGGAGCCACCGCCGGAGCCACGGAGUCCUUUGUCGUCGUCCCCUUCGAGCUCGUUAAGAUCCGUCUCCAGGAUAAGGAGUCUGCAGGCAAGUAUAACGGUAUGAUUGAUGUUGUUCGCAAGAUCGUCAAGCAUGAAGGUCCCCUGGCAUUGUACAAUGGCCUUGAAGCUACGCUUUGGCGUCAUAUCCUUUGGAACGCGGGGUACUUCGGCAGUAUCUUCCAGAUCAGGGCACAGCUACCUGCUGCUGAAAAGGGCAACCAGAGCCAGCAGAUGCGAAACGAUAUCAUUGCCGGAACUGUCGGAGGAACUCUAGGAACAAUCAUCAAUACCCCCAUGGACGUGGUCAAGUCGAGAAUCCAGAACAGCCCUAAGAUCGCUGGCUCCGUGCCUAAGUAUAACUGGGCCUGGCCUGCCUUGGGUACCGUGAUGAGAGAGGAAGGAUUCGGAGCACUGUAUAAGGGAUUCCUGCCCAAGGUGCUUCGGUUGGGCCCUGGAGGAGGUAUCCUGCUCGUUGUGUUUACCGCCGUGACGGACUUCUUCCGCACCUUGAGAAAGGAGUGA